AUGGUGAAGGAAACGGAGUACUACGAUGUACUCGGCGUUAUCCCAACUGCUACGGAGGCUGAGAUUAAGAAAGCUUACUACAUCAAGGUGUUGGGAGAGGCCUAUCAAGUGCUAAGUGAUUCAGGACAACGCCAAGCUUAUGAUGCAUGUGGGAAGUCAGGGAUCUCAACUGAUGCAAUCAUCGAUCCUGCUGCUAUAUUUGCAAUGCUUUUCGGUAGCGAGCUAUUUGAAGGUUACAUAGGACAGCUUGCUAUGGCAUCAAUGGCUUCACUUGAUAUCUUCAGUGAAGGGGAUCAGUUUGAUACCAAAAAGAUACAAGAAAAAAUGAAAAAUGUACAGAAAGAAAGAGAAGACAGGCUUGCUCAGAUUCUCAAAGACCGCCUUAACGAAUAUGUGUUAAACAAAGACGAAUUUAUUAGUAAUGCUGAAGCUGAAAUGCUAAGGCUCUCAAAUGCAGCGUAUGGUGUGGAUAUGUUGAAUACGAUUGGGUAUAUAUAUGUAAGACAAGCAGCAAAAGAGCUUGGGAAGAAAGCUAUUUAUCUCGGAGUACCAUUCAUUGCCGAAUGGUUUAGGAACAAAGGUCACUUCAUCAAAUCCCAACUAACCGCUGCAACUGGCGCAUUCGCUUUGUUCCAGCUGCAGGAGGAAAUGAAAAGGCAGCUAAAUGCUGAAGGAAAUUAUACAGAGGAGGAACUUGAGGAAUACCUUCAGUCCCAUAAAAGAGUGAUGAUUGAUUCUCUGUGGAAGCUUAAUGUUGCUGAUAUCGAAGCCACUCUUUCCCGUGUUUGUCAGCUGGUUCUUCAAGAUCCCGAAGCCAAAAGAGAGGAGCUUCGUGCAAGAGCAAGGGGAUUAAAAACGCUGGGGAGGAUCUUCCAGAAAGCGAAAACAGCUAGUGAGAGUGAUCCUAUAGCAAGAACUGAACCUCAAAAAUUAAACGAAAAUGAAAGGGGUUACGACGAUGGUGCCUCUACAUCCCCAGAAUCCAGUGAAGCGUCUCACUCUAUCUCUGGUUCUCAGGAACCAAAAAGCCCCUACGUGGAAGAACCGAAACUCGGAGAUGAACAGUUCAAGUUUCACUUCCCAAGACCCGCACCACCACCUGGCGCAGAGAAACACACCGGCUAUGAUUGA
Molecule: messenger RNA, 1131 nt
Organism: Thlaspi arvense
Lineage: Eukaryota; Viridiplantae; Streptophyta; Magnoliopsida; Brassicales; Brassicaceae
Source: the annotation of a GenBank genome assembly